This is a messenger RNA of Drosophila subobscura, 3533 nucleotides long. It is a transcript of the gene Lztr1, whose product is annotated as leucine-zipper-like transcriptional regulator 1 homolog. Gene Ontology annotation, molecular function: protein binding. The transcript is spliced from 6 exons. Gene Ontology annotation, cellular component: Golgi apparatus. The record is from RefSeq and is a predicted model, not a curated record. Lineage: Eukaryota; Metazoa; Arthropoda; Insecta; Diptera; Drosophilidae. The coding region runs from base 132 to 3089 and encodes 985 amino acids.
GUGGGACCCAGUGAAUGAAUGUGCGAAAGAGAGGGGCGUCCAAGACAGAAAUUUUCGAUAUUGCAGACUGUGGAAAAUAGAAAAACCUCAAAAUAAGCGAGCGAAGUCGAUUCUACGCCUGUAAUGCUUUGAUGCUAAAAUCCAUCAGCGGAGGCGUUGGCGUGGCCGGGGCAGGAGCAGGUGCGGCUGCCAGUGGCGGCGGUGGUGGUGGUGGCGCAGGAGGAGGAGGAGGAGUCGCAGGAGCAGGAGCUGCAGUGGGGAGCGGGACAGGUAGGAGUGGGAGUGCCACUGCGAGCGGAAGUGGAAGUGGAAGCGCGGGCGCUAGUGGAAGUGCCAAUACGGUUGGAAGCGUCCGUGCCAGUUGUGGCAUCGGCUCCAAUUCGAUAUCCAGCGGCCUGAGCGCCGUUUGUGGCUUGGUCACCGGCAGUGGUAGUGGCAGUGGCAGCGGCAGUGGCAGUGCUAGCGGUAGUGGAGGCAGCACACCCGCCGGAGUCAACAUCUACUGUCCGGCCUGUGUGGCCAGCAGCUCGCAGCAGCAUCAGCAGACACCGCCGCAGGCGGCACCCCACUCCGAGUCGUUCUUUUCGCGCUCAAAGUCGAGCAAGCGGCACAAGGCCAGGAAGAGCGCCUCCACCGCCGGUUGUCUGGACGCCCAGCACAUUCGCAACAACCUGAGAAUGUCCACCUCCAGCUCGCUGCGCAGCACGCGCGCCGUCCAGUCGAGCCACUGCAGCAGCAGCAGCCCGGCUUACGAUGCGGCCAGCAAUGCCAGCAACGGCAGCAGUGGCAGCGGCACAGCCGCCUCACCGGGCAGCUACAGCUGCAACGCGCUCAACGUGGACUUCACCUCGUACACGGCCACACACCAAUGGACCCGGAUGCUCGAGUGUGCCGAGUUUGUGGGCGCCAAGCGGAGCAAGCACACGGUGGUGGCCUACAAGGAUGCCAUGUUCGUGUUUGGCGGCGACAAUGGCAAGAACAUGCUGAACGACCUCAUACGCUUUGGCGUGAAGGACAAGUCGUGGGGCAGGGCGUGCGCCACUGGCACGCCGCCAGCGCCGCGCUACCAUCACUCGGCGGUGGUGGCCGGCGCCUCGAUGUUCAUAUUUGGCGGCUACACGGGCGACAUACACUCCAACUCGAAUCUGACCAACAAGAACGAUCUGUUCGAGUACAAGUUCAAGAGCGCCAUGUGGGUGGAGUGGAAGUUCUCGGGCCGGCAGCCAGUGCCGCGCUCUGCCCACGGGGCGGCCGUCUACGACAACAAGAUGUGGAUCUAUGCGGGCUACGACGGCAAUGCCCGACUGAAUGAUAUGUGGACGCUCAACCUGACCGACGACCACCAUCAGUGGGAGGAGGUCGAGCAGCAAGGCGACAGGCCGCCCACCUGCUGUAACUUUCCCGUGGCCGUGGCCCGGGAUGCCAUGUAUGUGUUCUCGGGGCAGAGCGGGCUGCAGAUCACCAAUUCGCUGUUUGAAUUCCACUUUAAGACGCGCACCUGGCGUCGCAUCUCGAAUGAGCCGGUGCUGCGUGGCGCCACCUCGGCGCCGCCCUCUCGCCGCUACGGCCACACCAUGGUGCACCACGAUCGGUUCCUGUACGUGUUCGGCGGCUCCGCAGACUCGACGCUGCCCAACGAUCUGCAUUGCUACGACCUGGACCUGCAGAUCUGGUCCGCUGUGCUGCCGGAACAGAACUCGGAUGUGCCCUCGGGCCGGGUGUUUCACGCCUCGGCCGUCAUCGGCGAUGCCAUGUACAUCUUCGGCGGGACCGUGGACAAUAGCGUGCGGCGCGGCGACACCUACCGCUUCCAGUUCUCCAGCUACCCAAAGUGCACGCUGCGCGACGACUUUGGCAAGUUCUUUCAGGAGAAGCAAUUCUGCGACAUUCAGUUCGUGGUGGGUGUGGAGGAGGUGCGCAUUCUGGCGCACAUUGCCUUUGUGGCGGCACGCUCCAAGUACUUGCGCAACAAGAUAUUGGCGGCGCGCGAGGCACGCCAGCAGCAGAUGGAGAAGGUUUACGGCGUUGGCCAGGUGGAUGCGCAGGCGCUGAACACGGGCGUUGGCGGUGACCGGGCACCCAUGCUGGAGGUGCGCCUGGUGCACGCCUCGCCGGAGGCCUUUGACAUUAUUCUCAACUACAUCUACACGGAUCGCAUCGACCUCAAGGAUCCGUACAACAAGAACAUAAUCAUUCUAAUCACCGACAUCUACCAGUUGGCUGGGCUCUUUACCAUGCCGCGGCUGGCCCACGGCUGCAUACAAUAUCUGGACUAUAAGAUCAACAAAAUCAAUGUCCUGGAGGCCCUCUACAAUGCGGAUAAGAGCAACAUCAAAAUAAUCAAGGAUCACUGCAUGCAGUUCAUCAUCAAGGAGGAGAACUUCACCGAGGUGGUCAUGUCCAGUGAGUUCAGUGACCUGGACAAGCCCCUGCUCGUGGAGAUCAUACGCAAGCGUCUGCAUCCCAGCAAGCUGGUAAUGGACACCAGUUUCGAAGCGAGCACAGGCACCACAUUGGAGCUGGAUCUGUGCACGUUCCUGAAGACGACCGGCAAUGAUUUCUGCGACAUUAGCCUUAUAUUGGAGGACCAUGUGAUACCGGCGCACAAGUCUGUGUUGUCGUCACGCUGUACCUAUUUCCAGGGCAUGUUCCGUUCGUUCAUGCCGCCGGAUAACACCGUCAAUAUACAAAUUGGUGAAAUUUCACCCUCAUUGGAGGCGUUCCAUUCACUGCUCCGCUACAUCUACUACGGAGAGACAAAGAUGCCGCCACAGGAUGCGCUGUAUCUGUUCCAGGCACCGUGCUUCUAUGGCCUGUCCAACAAUCGUCUGCACGCCUUCUGCAAGUACUCGCUGGAGCAUAAUAUUACGUACGAGAAUGUGCUGCAGACGCUGGAAGCGUCGGAUAUAACGAAGAUCUAUGACAUCAAGGAGUAUGCGUUGAAAUUGAUUGUGAAAGAUUUUGCCAAGGUGGCAAGACUGCCUAAGAUAUCGGGUUUGUCGCGCGAACUGUUGCUGGAGAUCAUACGCGCUGUGGCCGAUUCGCAAGGCGAGUUUCUGACCAGCAUUAAUAUCAAUACAGAUAUCUGAAAACUAGUGCUGCUACAGCCGGCCCUGCAGUUGUUGCUCGCCUGGUUGCAAAUCGGACGUAGCACGUAAAGCGGCAGUAGCGGUUGGCAGCGAAACCACGAAACUACGACAAAGUUAGCCCAUGAUCCUUGAUCAACAUUCAACGCAUUCUGACAGCAGCAGCUGGCAAUAAGAAUGUCGGACAAAGCAAAAGAGAGAGGGAGUAGGAGCAAAGAUUCAUCCGACCAUACUUAUAAGAUGAAUACUUAACUUACCUUACCUUACCUAUCUAUUAUGUACACUUACUUGUUAGGCCCCUUAUCCAUAGCGGAAUUGUACUACUUUUAAUGCCCUGCCCCGCUGCCCCUCCUGCCUACCUGCACCAUCAACCAGAGUUAAUCUCAAGCUAUGCUUUUACACACCCCCUGCUACACCCCUAUCGUUAUAUUGUAGCCCUCAAAUUGU